Pelodiscus sinensis (Chinese soft-shelled turtle) is the source of this 2007-nucleotide messenger RNA. The record is from RefSeq and is a predicted model, not a curated record. NCBI's taxonomy places the organism in Eukaryota, Metazoa, Chordata, Testudines, Trionychidae.
UGCCAGCCAGGGAGCGAAGCACAAGUUCAGAUCUCAGACUCGAUUCCUCGCCUGCCUUGUCCAUGUUACUUCCGCCACGCUGGCCUAAAAGCUGUGUCUCUGCAUGUCGCUUUGUCUUGUUCCGUUCCAGAGCAAAUUCUUCUCGAGUCAGCACGACUUACACAGCUUUUCUUUUUGGAAGCCUUUCUCAGUUUGCCAUGUAGCGCUUACAAGCGCAGGGCCUUCCACCUUCCUCGUUCCAUUGAAUCACCUUUCAUUUCGGGAAUGAGCGUGGUCUAUUCAGAUGUUCUUGGGAAAACAUUAUGAUGUUUAACAAUCUUUUCAUCACGUUUUGGAAACGUUUUUGUUUAAAAUGUUUAAAACUAGGCUGGGCACAUCCCUGGGGGAUGUAGGUUGGGAGAUGGUUUCUAGAUGGUUUCUAAUGGGGGGGGGGUUCAUUUCACAUUAAUGUGAUUCUACAUAAGAAUGCAGCCUUGUCUUUGAUGGUGCAGUGUAGCUAUGUGUAUCGAUGGGGCUGGGUUGACUUUUUGUUCCCUUGGCAGUGUCUUGGACAGCCCCAGCAGACUGGAUGAGGAGCACAGACUGAUCGCCCGAUAUGCUGCCAGGCUGGCUGCAGAAGCUGGAAAUGCACCACGCCCGCCUGCAGACCUGGGUUUCAGUUUUGAUGCUAAUAAACAACAAAGACAGCUGAUAGCCGAACUGGAAAACAAAAACAGAGAGAUACUGCAGGAGAUUCAGCGCCUCCGGCUGGAGCAUGAGCAAGCCUCCCAGCCGACCCCCGAGAGAGCCCAGCAGAACCCAACGUUGCUGGCAGAACUCAGGCUGCUACGGCAGAGAAAGGAUGAGCUAGAGCAGAGGAUGUCUGCACUUCAGGAGAGCCGAAGGGAGCUGAUGGUACAGCUUGAAGGACUAAUGAAACUGCUCAAGGAAGAAGAGCAAAAGCAGGCAGCUCAAGCAGCCGGCUCCCCGCGCUCCUCACCGACCCACGGAGCCAGUCACCCAAUGCCGAUGCCUGUCAGAGCCACUUCCGCUGGCUCUACCCCCACCCACACGCCGCAGGACUCCCUGGCAGGAGUCGGGGGAGAGGUGCAGGAAGCUUUUGCACAAGGUACAAGGAGAAACCUCCAUAACGAUUUACUGGUAGCAGCGGAUUCAAUUACAAAUACAAUGUCAUCUUUGGUGAAGGAGCUUCAUUCGGCCGAGGAAGGAGCCGACGAUGAAGAGGAAAAGCUGCCGAAUGGGAAGGACAGAGGUAAAAGGAGAGCUUAGCUGCCUGUGCUUUCCCCCAUGUCGCUCUGUGCCUGUCUGCAAUUCCCCGCAGCCGUGACCCAGCGCCGCAGAGGCCUUGGACCAGCUUGGAGUGAGGCAGUGUAAGGGACACCUGCCCCAGACACCCAGCUGGGCCCAGCAGGCUUCUCUCUGCUCCUGUCGGCCACAUGAAAUGUUUCCUUUCCUUUUCUGCCUGGGCUUGGGACCUGGCCGCGCUGCGGGUUCCGAGGCCCCGGGACACGGGUGUUUCCGUAUUGUCUGUCCGCAGCUGGCCACACCCAGGGGGCGCGCAGCGAGGGGGCUGCCCUGAGGGCACGAGAGGGAUGAGAGCGACUUGUGUGAGGUUGAGAAUAGGGCAUGGAGGCCGAGCGGUGGGGGAAGCGCUGCUGCCCGUGAGGGGAAGCGCAGAAGCCUUGUUGGCUGAGGCAUUUAGGACGUGUCUGAACACAGGACUCUGCAGCAUUCUGCACAGGUGGCAGAGUGGGGCCUUCCAAUAGCUCCCUUCCCAUCUCCAGUCCCGCGGCUCUAAGUGUAGAAAAUACAACCCCCCCCCCCCAGCUCUUCCUGUGGUGUGAGAGGCUGGGAAGUAACAUGGGCCACUGUUGUGCGGGUGAACUCGCCACUCCUGGGCAGGGGCUCGGCGCAGAGAGCGCCCAGCGGAGCGUGUGGGGUGGAAUAGCAGUCAGUUUGGGGGCUCGCCCGUCCCCCCCUCAGAUUACUGACCAGAAACCCCCUUGC